AUGUCCGUCUUUGCGGAUAUUAAUCCUAUUGUUCCAAGCCUGGCAAUGCUGAUGGCGUCCAAAAAGCAGCUGCUGGAAGUCGCCAUUCUAGUCGCCAUCUUGAUUGUGUCUCAGUAUCAAUGGACUAGCAAUGCCCUGGGAAAGGCUUUUGUCAUUUUCACCCCAUCCAACAAUCAUCUUCUCAUCACAUCUCCCGACCUCAUCAGAGAGCUCAUAGAUGCGCCGCUGCAGCAAAUGUCGUUGCAUGCAGUAGCCACAGAGAUUUUGCAACCAAAAUACACAAUGUAUGGCUUUGAAUGGCAAGACCAGCGUGGAAUUGAGGGCACGGGAUUUGUUCGUGCUCUUCGAAGCCUUCUUACAUCUCACCUUCCCAAAUUUCAACCCGAUUUGGAGCGUAUAGUGAAGACUUCCUUGGAGACCGGGCUAAGAGAUGCCCAGCCAGAUGGCUUUGCGCACAUGAGGAUAUUCCCAUUUAUGAAGACACUCAUCACUAGAGUCAACUGCUUCAUCUUUUUUGGCGAAGAGCUCUCCCAAAACACCGAAUUCACAUCGGCAGCCUUGGAGUUUCCGCAGACUGUUGUCUCCACCGCAGAGCUUUUGCGCAUAUCUCCCGAGUUCAUGCGGUCCAUGAUAGCAUCUAUUGCUACCAAUCGACACAAAGCUGCAAAAACACUAUAUCGCUAUCUGGUACCGAUGGUUGAGGAGAGACUUGCUGUUAGAGGUCUUCAGUCUAACGAGAUGACACCUACGGAUUGCAUGCAAUGGUUGAUUGAAACCUCGCCUCGCAAAAAUCCCUGGACGCCUGCGAGAAUGGUGGGCGAGAUUAUGGCAGUUUGGUUUGCAUCAGUUCAUCAACUGGCCAUGACAUCAACAUAUGCAAUUCAAGAUCUAUGCCUACAUCCUGAGUAUUUUGAGCCAUUGGCUAUAGAGAUUCGAGACUGCUUUCAUGCGGAGGAUUCUUCAAGAGACGUUGAAAGACUGCCACUUCUUGACAGCUUCAUCAAGGAAUCAGUUCGCAACAGCAACUUCGAUGCCAUUACGUGCCGGCGCAAGGCUCUCGCCCCGUAUACCUUCCAAGACGGCUCAUCCCUCAACAAGGGCGAUUGGGCAUGUAUCCCCCAGCGAGCAAUGAUGCAAGACGGCACGCGAUACAGAGACCCGCAGACGUUUGACGGCUUCAGAUUUGCGCAUGACAACGCCCAACACCAGCAGCAUAAGCGGCCUACGGAUAUGCCUGAACAGAAGGAGUCCAAUUUUACCGAUGCUAACCUUGAUUGGCCAAUUUGGGGACUUGGAAAUGCGGCUUGCCCCGGUCGCUUCUACGCCUCGCUAGUGACCAAGCUCAUCUUGAUCCGCAUCUUGGAAGACUGGGAGUGCAAGAUACCUGAUGUUGAAGCACCAAGAUCCAUGACCUGGAGGUCGAGCAUUGUGCCCCGGAGCAGCACAAUCAUCAUGUUUCGCAAAAGGCAUCCUUAG
Messenger RNA from Trichoderma aggressivum f. europaeum, 1476 nucleotides. RefSeq lists its product as uncharacterized. Lineage: Eukaryota; Fungi; Ascomycota; Sordariomycetes; Hypocreales; Hypocreaceae. Gene Ontology annotation, molecular function: monooxygenase activity; heme binding; iron ion binding. The record is from RefSeq and is a predicted model, not a curated record. The transcript has 9 exons. The coding region runs from base 1 to 1476 and encodes 491 amino acids.